Messenger RNA from Aphidius gifuensis, 1466 nucleotides. RefSeq names its product dynein axonemal assembly factor 11 (gene tilB). Bases 149 to 1447 code for a protein of 432 amino acids. The record is from RefSeq and is a predicted model, not a curated record. Gene Ontology annotation, biological process: outer dynein arm assembly. Gene Ontology annotation, molecular function: protein binding. Gene Ontology annotation, cellular component: cytoplasm. The transcript is spliced from 2 exons. NCBI's taxonomy places the organism in Eukaryota, Metazoa, Arthropoda, Insecta, Hymenoptera, Braconidae.
AAAUAAAUAAUAAUGAUCAUCAUCAUAGCAUAGUUACAGUUUGUUUAAUCGAUAGUUUUAUGUUUGUUUUUUGAUAAAUCAUAACCACAAGCAACUUGAAUUAAUAUAAAUUUAAUUUGAUGGAAAUUAUUAAUUAUUAUUUGUAAAAAUGGUGAGAAUUAGUGUUGAAUUAAUUCGUAAAAAAUCAGAACACAAUGAAGGAGAGAUAUCAACACUUGAAGAAAUAUCAUUGCAUCAAGAAAAUAUCGAAAAAAUAGAGCUAAUUGAUAAAUUAUGUAGAAAGUUAAAAAUAUUAUUACUACAAUAUAAUUUAAUAUCAAAAAUUGAAAAUUUAAAUAAAUUAAAAUAUUUAGAAUAUUUAAAUUUAGCAUUAAAUAAUAUUGUUAUUAUUGAAAAUCUUGAAGGUCUUGAGUGUUUAAAAAAGCUAGAUUUAACAAUGAAUUUUAUUGGUGAUUUGAAAUCAGUUAAAACAUUAAAAUUAAAUUAUAAACUUGAACAGCUAUAUUUAACUGGUAAUCCAUGUACGGAUUAUGAUAAUUAUCGUAAUUAUGUUAUAACAGUAUUACCACAAAUUAAACAGCUAGAUAUGAUUGAUAUAAAAAAAUCAGAUAGAAUAAUUGCAUCACAAAAAUUUCACAUUGCUGAGGGUGAUGUUGUUAGAGGCUACUGGGAUUAUAUGAAAUUGCGAAAAAAACAAAUUGAACGUUAUGAAAAUAGUGAUGUUAAAAUAACUGAAAUAACUGACCAAGAUGAUGAUGAUGAAGAGGAUGAAGAUAAAGUUAAAUCAUUUUGGAAUGAACCAAGUUACAAUACACCUGAAGAUAGAAUUAAAAUUGCUAAAAAGCUUGAACAAAUUGAAAAUAAAAAAAAUCAUAAAAAAGAUAAUAGUAAUACAAAAGAUAUUAAAAAUACAAUAAAAUUAUUUACACAAGAUGGUAGACCAUAUAAUAUCAAUCAGCCAAAAGUACCAUUUAAAUUAAACGAUGAAGAUGACAGAGAUAAUAUUUUUCUUGAAAUUUCACUCUACAAACACAUGGAUACAUCACAUGUGGACAUUGACAUACAGCCAAAAUAUAUACGUGUAACGAUAAAAGGUAAAAUAUUACAGUUAACAUUACCAUGUGAAAUUGAAACAGAGAAAAGUGUCGCCAAGCGAAACACAGUUACAGGAAAUUUGUUGAUAACUAUGCCACGCUUGAAUCCACUUGAUAUUAUUAUGAAAAAAUCAAUUGAUUAUAAUGAUAAAAAAUCAUCCAGCUCUAAAAAUCAUUCGAGCGAUAUUAAAAAAAUUCAAUCUGGCAAAAUUAUAACAAAAAGAGAGCUACUAGAAAUUGGACCACCAAUUGAUGAUUUAGAUUUUUCAAAUAUAUACAAAAAAAAUCAAAAUAAUAUUAUUAACAAAAGCUCAGCCUUCAUUGAUAAUCCUGAUGUACCACCUCUUGAAUAAUACAUUAAUUUAAUCAAAC